Molecule: messenger RNA, 3015 nt
Organism: Gadus macrocephalus (Pacific cod)
Lineage: Eukaryota; Metazoa; Chordata; Actinopteri; Gadiformes; Gadidae
Gene: elac2
Product: elaC ribonuclease Z 2
Exons: 24
Coding region: 198-2762 (854 amino acids)
Biological process (GO): mitochondrial tRNA 3'-end processing
Cellular component (GO): mitochondrion
Molecular function (GO): 3'-tRNA processing endoribonuclease activity
Source: RefSeq, a predicted model, not a curated record
CACGUCAUCAAUAGAUGCCGGAAAAAGUCCCCAUGUGUCAACCAUGGAGAAAGUCAACCUCUGAAACAACAUCGCUAUAACACUGAAGUCUAUUAGGUAACUAAUUUGUUUUUUGAGGAGGUGUGCAAUGAUCUUAACAAAAUAAUUGUGUGGUUUGCACGAGUUCAGUUUUUCUUUCCCUCCGGUGGAUCUUUAUUAUGAAUACUGCUCGUCUGUGGCAAAAACCUUUUGCAUUGCUUUUCAUCCAAACCAAAUCAAUCACUGCUUGUCGCCUAGCAGUCGCCUGUGGUCCUCGUUUCCACCGGAAUGUUUUCCAGUUCUGCAGAACAAUGACGACCAACAUGGAGCAAAACACAAAGAAUUUCAAGAAGGCUAAACAGAAGGAAACCUUGAGACGACUGAAGACCAAAGACCAUCGCAACUCGCACGGCCCGUCCACCGUUUAUCUCCAGGUUGUCGGGUCAGGCAGUAGAGACAAUGGAGCCUCGCUGUAUGUCUUCUCCGAGUACAACCGGUACCUGUUCAACUGCGGGGAGGGGACUCAGAGACUGAUGCAGGAGCACAAGUUAAAAGCGUCCCGUUUGGACAACAUCUUCCUCACAAGGAUGAACUGGGACAACAUCGGUGGCUUAUCGGGCAUGAUCUUAACACUGAAGGACAUCGGAGUACCAGAGUGUGUUCUGUCGGGUCCUCCGCAGCUGGGCAACUUCAUCAAUGCCAUCAAGGUGUUUUCCGGAGCUUUGGAGGACAUCAAGUUGUCGGUCCGACCCUACACCGAGGAGGCAUACACGGACGAAACCAUGAGCGUCCAUCAGGUGCCCGUGUUUGCCCAGUUGCUGGGUGAGGGAGGACCGGGCAACUCUGCAAGCCCCGGGAGAGGAAGCCCACCUCGGAGUCCGGUCUCCAGCCAGAGGAAGGAGCUGUGGAACCCAGCUGAAGGCCAGCCAGGACACAGACCUGCCAGCCCGGGGUUGAUGUCCAAAGCUACAAGGGAUCCCUCUCUGGUGGUUGCAUUUGUUUGCAAGCUCCACGCCAAGAAGGGGAACUUCCUUGUCCCUCAAGCUGUUGCGCUAGGCCUCCCCGUCGGUAAACCAGCCAUCGGCCCCCUGGUGGUGGACCUGAAGAACGGCAAGACGGUGACAUAUGAAGGAAAAGAGAUCCGGCCGGAGCAGGUGUGCACGCCCUCUGAUCCCGGGCCCGUCUUCCUGGUGGUAGAGUGUCCCACGGUGGAGUUCAUAGACGGAAUCUGCACCAAUGAGAGACUAGCCAGGCACCAUGCGGGGGGGCCAGAGGACCCAGCCGCCCUGGUGGUCCACAUGACCCCCGAGGUGGUGCUGAAGACGGAGCGCUACCAGGAGUGGAUGGAGAGGUUCCCCAGCUCCACACAGCAUCUGGUCCUGAACGAACAGGUGCAGACGGUCCACAACGUCCGGAGCCUCAAGAUCCAGACCCAGCUCAACAUGAUCCACCCGGAGAUCUUCCCCCAACUCAAGAACAUCAACCCUAAGGAGGAGAAGGGCUCACUGCGUGCCGCCCCCGUCAGAGCAGAGUGUCUCCUCAAGUUCCAGCUCCGCCCAUUGCUGGAGUGGCAGAGAGAUGCGAUGGUGCCGUGCGACACGGCAGAGUUCCUGAAGGAGGCGUCCGAGGUGCCAGACUUCCUCCAGGAGGUGGAGGCGUGUCAGGCCUUCUGCUCCUCUGACCCCAGCGUCCUGUCUGGGAGAGCGGAGCGAUAUCCUGAGGUCAUCUUCCUGGGGACGGGCUCCGCACUGCCCAUGAAGAUCAGGAACGUCAGCGGGACUCUGCUGAACAUCAGUGCUGGUCAGUCCAUCCUGCUGGACUGUGGUGAGGGGACGUUCGGCCAGCUGUGUCGUCACUAUGGCGACGGCGUGGAUGAUGCCCUCUCCAACAUCUCCACCAUCUUCGUCUCCCACAUGCACGCCGACCACCACACGGGGCUGCUGAAGCUACUCUACCAGAGGGAAAGAGCAAUGGCGACGCUUGGCAAGCCGUUCAGCCCGGUGUACCUGGUGGCGCCCAUCCAGAUCAUGACCUGGUUGAACCAGUUCCACGACCACUGUGAGGAGAUCCUCAGCCACGUCAACAUCAUCCCAAACAAGUUCCUGUGCGAUGGAACCGAAGUUCCCAAAUACAAGACGAAGUCGUUCAUCCAAGCCGUUCUGAAGAAGAACGACCUGGACAGGUUCCAGACGUGCCACGUGCACCACUGUAGGAACGCGUUCGCCUGCAGCAUCACACAUCGCUCAGGCUGGAAGCUGGCCUUCUCCGGGGACACCAUGCCCUGUGAGGCCUUCGUGGGCAUAGGGAAGAACGCCACGCUGCUGAUCCAUGAGGCGACGCUGGAGGACGGUCUGGAGGAGGAGGCCAUCGAGAAACGCCACAGCACGACCUCCCAGGCCAUCGCCAUGGGGAUGAAGAUGAACGCUGAGUUCAUCAUGCUGAACCACUUCAGCCAGCGCUACGCCAAGAUCCCCCUCUUCAGCCCCGACUUCACCGACCGCGUCGGCAUCUCCUUCGACCACAUGAAGAUCCGUUUCGGAGACUUCCGUGUCCUGCCCCGGCUCGUCCCGGCCCUCAAGGCCCUCUUCGCGGAGGAGCUUGGGGAGAUGGAGGAGCGCAGGGAGAGGAGGGAGCUAAAGACGAGAGGAGAGCAGGAGGAGGUGCUGGAGCCCAGGGGUACCAAACGUGACCAGGAGGGGGCAGUAUCGCACAGCGGGGAAAACAAGAGACUCAAAGCCAACUGAACUCCGGCAUUUCCCACUCUUUUUACCAUACCGAGUUUACGGUCCGGGGUAUUCAAGAUACCGAUUUUCAUUUAAAUGGGAGCCCGACAAAGAUUUAACGGCGCAUGGCUUUGUGCUGGAUAUAUUUUUUAUUUUGUCCGAUGUGUGCGGUGACAGAGCGUGUGAUCUUUGUUUGCGUUGCAGUGUAUAUAGAGCAAAGCUGUUAAAACAUUUUGAUUUGUUUUAUUUGAUGCAAUAAAAAUGAUUCCAUGCA